UUUAAUAAAACUGGAGGACGAUUGAAGCAAAGAUUUGAAGUGAAGUGGCUCAUCAGAGAACUAUCCUGCGUUAUGUUCAGAUAAUUUGCCAAUUAAUGGUAGUGUUAGUGACGUACCUCAGCUCAUCGAGUUUCGAUGCUAUGCCAGCUUAACAAGUAUUAGGUCACGGCCUAGACUAUCGGGCUCUGAGCUCUGCUUGGUUCAUCGAUCAAGUAAGUACACCGCCAAUCAUCUUUUAUGGGUAUCUUCGGCUCCAUAGACACUCUGUGCAUGAAUCAUUUGCCUUCCAAUUUGUUAACUUGUACGUAUAUGAUUCUUAUCGAUUGUGACCCCCAAGAAACUGAGGAUCUACAUAGAAUGUAGUCUCAUGGGUCUCGACGUAUGCAUGCUUUCCAGAUAUGGUAGGUGAUACCGGUAGCUUUUAGCCGCCCCCCGGGAGAAAAAAAAGGUAUGAAUACUUUGAGUGAAUCCCUAAUUCACCAUCGAGUCUAUCCCUCUCUCUUUCAGUUGUCCUUCUUCUACAUCUGCGGGCUCGAGUCUCUCCAGGUCCUCGAUAUUCAUCAUGAAGUGGUCAAUUGUAUCCGCGGUCUCUUUGCUGGUUGCAACUGCAGCUGCUGAACAUCCUUUUCGUAAGCUGAGAAAGUUGGUUCCACCAGUUGAAGCAGAUGACGAAUUCCCUGUAUCUACCAAAGCAGCUGCAAACACUACAGGUUCUGCAUUUUUCACCCAAUUUUUGGAUCAUGACAAUCCUUCCAAAGGAACUUUCCAACAGAAGUUUUGGUGGAAUGCCGAGAACUGGGCCGGUCCAGGAUCGCCAGUAAGGGCACCCACGACCUCCUGCCAUUGAACUCUUGCUGAUGUUUUUAGAUCGUUUUCUUCACUCCGGGUGAAAUUGCUGCUGCGAAUUACGGUGGAUACUUGACCAAUGUCACAAUUACAGGACUCUUUGCACAGGAAGUCAAGGGCGCCGUUGUCAUGGUUGAGCGUAUGUAACUUCACUGUUUCGAAGUGGAAGAUGUGCUAAUAUUCUGCAGAUCGAUACUGGGGUGAAUCGUCUCCAUAUGACAAUUUGACAACGACGAACUUACAAUACCUCACUCUCAAGCAAGCUAUUGCUGAUUUCGUUCACAUUGCAAAGACAGUUGAUCUUCCAUUUGACACCAACCACAGCAGUAAUGCAGCUACUGCACCUUGGAUCCUCUCAGGUGGUAGCUACAGUGGUGCACUCGCUGCAUGGACUGAAUCUACAAGCCCUGGUACAUUCUGGGCAUACCAUGCAUCUAGUGCUCCAGUGCAAGCUAUCAAUGAUUAUUGGCAAUACUUUUACCCCGUCCAAGAUGGCAUGGCAAAGAACUGCAGCAAAGACGUUUCUUUAGUCAUCGACUACAUGGACAAUGUUUUGACCCAUGGAAACAAAAGUGCAGUGACUGCACUCAAGACCAAGUUUGGUUUGGAAUCUGCCAAGCAUAAUGAUGACUUUAUGGCAGUACUUGAGAACGGUCCCUGGUUAUGGCAAUCAAAUAGUUUCACCACAGGCUAUUCAGAAUUCUUCCAGUUCUGUGAUGCAAUUGAGGUGGGUGUAUCCAUUUCUAAUGCGGCUAAUCGUGUUCUAAUCCAAUAACAGAAUGUUACCGCCGGAGCUGCUGUCACCCCAGAUGAGAAUGGCGUCGGUCUAACUACCGCAUUGGAAGGUUUUGCAAAAUGGACCAAGAGUUACAUACCCGGCUGUAAGCACCUGAUUGACACUCAGAAUAUCAGGUUACUGAUUAAAGAUGAACAGACUGUGGAGAUUACUACGACGGCGAUGAUUUAUCCUGCAUCGAUACAUAUGAUUUCAACAACCUUAUGUUCAGAGAUUAUACUGUCGGAAAUGCGGUUGAUAGACAGUGGAGCUGGAUGCUUUGCAAUGAGCCAUUUGGCUAUUGGCAAGAGUAUGUAUUGCAUAAAUUAACAUUGUACUGCCUGUACUAAUCGUUUUGACAGUGGAGCACCAAGUAACAAACCCACACUCGUUUCUCGUCUCAUCAACGCGAAUUAUUGGCAACGACAAUGCGCCUUAUUAUUCCCAACUGAGGGCAAAUACACAUACGGCAGCGCCAAAGGUGCAACUGUGAAACAGGUCAACCAGUUCACUCAAGGAUGGAAUCUUGAGAACACCACUCGACUUAUCUGGACAAACGGGUAUGUAGUCCGAUCCAACUUGCUGGUAAUCUGCUGACACGCUUGUAGUCAAUAUGACCCAUGGAGAACAUCCGGUGUCAGCUCUCAAUUUAGACCUGGUGGCGAGUUGCAAUCUACUGCGCAACAUCCGCUACAAAUCAUUCCUGGCGGAUUCCAUUGUUCGGAUCUCAGACUGAGCAAUGGAAAAGCCAACGCAGGUGUCCAAAAAGUAAUUGAUAACGAAGUGGCACAAAUAGUAGCAUGGACAGCGGAGUAUUACAAUAAAACUUCGAGUUACCAUUCAUACUGAGGAUAUAGAUGAAGAUAUUAGUAUGGUUGUAAUAUCUGCACGUAGGUAGACACACGAGAAAUCUACUCGAAUGAAUAAUGAGAAAUGAAUACGUUUCGUUUUAGACCUUGAAAGUUUCCAACUUUACAGCUUGUGUGAAGGAAAUACGGAUUUCUAAUCCUUAGAUGUGAUAUGAGACUAAGGGGGUGCUUUUAAAUAGUUCUCCGGAUAUCAGAUAUAUUAAUGGAAUA
This is a messenger RNA of Sclerotinia trifoliorum, 2700 nucleotides long. The record is from the annotation of a GenBank genome assembly. NCBI's taxonomy places the organism in Eukaryota, Fungi, Ascomycota, Leotiomycetes, Helotiales, Sclerotiniaceae.